UUUUUGAGUGGGAGAGACGACGCUGUUCUUCUGCAUUUGUUUUUCUCUCUCUGUCCGUCACUCUCUCUCUCUCAUCUUCAUCAUUAGAAUCGAAUCCGGAGUUUAAUUUCUGUACAUAUUUGUUUGUGUUCUUGUUCAAAGGAUCUAAUCGUUUCCAUUUCGAACUCGGUUCGCUUUUCAUUCGUCGUCAUCAUCUUCAUUUUUGUAUCCCGACUUCUUCAAUCGCCUGAAAUUCUCUCCUCCAUUUUCGACCACUGCAGCCAUUUUUGUUGGUUUUUGAGUUUCUUCUUCAGAAUAUUCCACUUUCUUUCCCCCAAUCUCUCUGCAAUUGCAGAUCUAGGUUUUUGAACUGGUCGAGAUGCAAGAUUUGUUCUUAUAUUCUCUUCAGUUCCUUGGAUCUGUCGACUUCGCCGCGGAUUUUGAGUUUCAUUAGAGAAUCCGUUGGAGAUCUGUUUGAAUUUCUGGAUUUUUUUUUGAGUUUCUUUCUUUAUUUAGGGCUUCUCGAGCCUUUUUUUCCCCCCUACGGUAUGUAAUGGUGCUGGAUAAAGAGAGUUUUUCUCGUUUUCUUUUCGGAAGUUAAAUAUAUUUUUUCUCAGAAAGUUUUUGGUUCUUCUUUUUCCUUUCCCUUGGGAAAGUUGCGUCCAUUUUUAAUUUUUUUUUUUCCUGGAAAGUUUUUGGGGAAUUUUCCGUUUGGAUGCUGAGAAAUCAUGAAUUAUUUUCCCGACGAAGUUUUAGAACAUGUUUUCGACUAUGUAACGUCUCACCGUGACCGGAACGCGGUGUCGCUGGUGUGCAAAUUAUGGUACAGAGUUGAGAGAUUUAGCCGGCAGAAGGUAUUCGUCGGAAAUUGCUAUUCGAUCACGCCGGAGAGGCUAAUCGGAAGAUUCCCCUGCGUUAAAUCCCUAACCCUAAAAGGAAAGCCCCAUUUCGCCGAUUUCAAUUUGGUUCCUCAUGAUUGGGGCGGCUACGUUCACCCUUGGAUCCAAGCCUUCGCCAAGCGCCGGAUUUCCCUGGAGGAGCUCCGUCUGAAGCGGAUGGUCGUCACCGACGAGAGUCUUGAGCUACUCUCCCGAUCCUUCCCCAAUUUCAAGUCCCUGCUCCUCUUCAGCUGUGAGGGAUUCACUACCAAUGGCCUUGCCGCCAUUGCUGCCAAUUGCAGGUUUCUGAGGGAGCUCGACCUGCAAGAGAAUGAAAUUGAUGACCAUAGUAAUUACUGGCUUAGCUGCUUUCCUGAGAGCUGCACAUCGCUUGUCUCUCUGAAUUUUGCUUGCUUAAGAGGAGAAGUAAAUCUAGGCGCUCUUGAGAGGCUUGUGGCGAGAUCUCCUAACCUCAAGAGUUUGAGGCUGAACCGUGCUGUGCCUCUCGAAACCUUGCAAAAUAUAUUGGUUCGUGCUCCUCAACUCGUCGACUUGGGCACGGGGUCUUACGUUCACGAUCAAGAUUCCGAGAUCUACGACAAUCUCAAGAACACCAUUCUGAAAUGCAAGUCGAUCAGGAGUUUAUCUGGAUUUUUAGAUGUUUCUCCUAGCUGCCUGGCUUCCAUUUAUCCAAUUUGCUCGAAUUUGACAUCCUUGAACCUGAGCUAUGCUCCUGGGCUUCAUGGCAUCGAGCUCAUGAAGGUCGUUCGGUAUUGCGAUAAACUUCAGCGCUUGUGGAUUCUGGAUGGUAUUGGUGACAAAGGACUGGAAGUUGUUGCUUCAACUUGUAAAGAAUUGCAGGAACUGAGGGUGUUCCCAUCCGACCUCUCCGGGGCUGGUAAUGUUGCUGUCACGGAAGAAGGAUUGGUCGCUAUAUCGAUGGGUUGCCCGAAACUUCAUUCGAUAUUAUACUUCUGCCAUCAGAUGACGAAUGCUGCCCUUGUAGCUGUAGCAAAGAACAACCCGAACUUCAUACGCUUCAGGUUGUGCAUCCUCGACCCCACGAAACCGGACCCUGUAACUGGGCAUGCACUGGAUGAAGGUUUUGGGGCGAUUGUUCAAGCGUGCAAAGGUCUUAGACGUUUAUCUCUCUCGGGCCAUCUUACUGAUCGGGUCUUCUAUUAUAUCGGUAAAUACGCAAAGCAUCUUGAAAUGCUUUCGUUAGCGUUUGCUGGGGACAGUGACAAGGGAAUGAUUCACAUACUGAAUGGUUGCAAGAAGCUUCGCAAGCUCGAGAUCAUGGACAGCCCGUUUGGCGACAUGGCACUUCUGCAGGACGUCGGGAAGUAUGAAACAAUGCGAUCCCUUUGGAUGUCCUCCUGCGAGAUUACUCUUGGUGGCUGCAAGACGCUAGCGAAGAAGAUGCCGAGGCUGAACGUGGAGAUCAUCAACGAGAACGAUCUGUCGGAAUUAUGCCGUGACGACGGGCAGAAAGUAGGGAAAAUGUAUCUGUACCGUACAUUAGUAGGGCCAAGGAAAGAUGCACCUAAGUUUGUAUGGACAUUGUAGAUUGAAGAUACUUCUUUCCUUCCAAGGCGCUUUUGAAUUACUUGUACCUUUCUUUCUGUUUUUAGGGCAACUGACCAGUGGGAUUUUUAUUUAGCUACGUGAGUUUAGUGUAUUUUGGUGUUUAUUGUAAUUAUUGGGAGUUUUUCAAUUUCUAAGCUGCAUUGAUGUUAUAGCCAGACUUCUUUGCAAUUCCACUUCUCAUUUCUCAAA
Messenger RNA from Cucurbita pepo subsp. pepo (vegetable marrow), 2636 nucleotides. Its product is annotated as protein AUXIN SIGNALING F-BOX 2. Gene Ontology annotation, molecular function: protein binding. The record is from RefSeq and is a predicted model, not a curated record. NCBI's taxonomy places the organism in Eukaryota, Viridiplantae, Streptophyta, Magnoliopsida, Cucurbitales, Cucurbitaceae. Gene Ontology annotation, cellular component: SCF ubiquitin ligase complex. Gene Ontology annotation, biological process: SCF-dependent proteasomal ubiquitin-dependent protein catabolic process.